Messenger RNA from Puntigrus tetrazona (Sumatra barb), 3187 nucleotides. It is a transcript of the gene ccdc107, whose product is annotated as coiled-coil domain containing 107. Gene Ontology annotation, cellular component: intracellular membrane-bounded organelle; neuron projection; neuronal cell body. NCBI's taxonomy places the organism in Eukaryota, Metazoa, Chordata, Actinopteri, Cypriniformes, Cyprinidae. The transcript is spliced from 6 exons. Bases 813 to 1739 code for a protein of 308 amino acids. Gene Ontology annotation, biological process: synaptic transmission, cholinergic; protein localization to cell surface. The record is from RefSeq and is a predicted model, not a curated record.
CUUCAAAUGUUGACUAUUGUAUAAUGUGUACUAUUUACAACACUUUGUUAAUGACUGUAGUAUAGUGAACUAAUAAACGGCAAUAUAUACUGUAGUGUACUUCACUUUAUGUUACAGUAAACUGUAGUUUAUUGUUAUGUAAUAUACAAUAUAUCUGUAGAAAACUUAGUAGAGUAUUGGGUUAAGUCGUUUAGUAUUUGUAUGAAAAUGCAUUUCUAGUUUUUAAUCAGCCUAAACAGAAUUGAUGAUAACUACAAAAACAAUUACAAAACAAAAAAACUGAAGACAAACUGGAGUUUGAAGUACUGCACUUGUAGAAGCUUGAGGUUUUAAACGGGUUUGGAUGAAGGUACAAAUAAGGAAUACUGGUGGAAAGUAAAAAAAAAAACCUCUCCUUCAGUUUAGAUAAGGGGGUAAAAAAACAAAGUCUAGAGUCCAUCAGCUCAAUCUUAUGUUAAUUGCAGUGAUAGCUGUCUUCUGCUUCUGAUAAGGCAAACAAUGAUUUAAAGCUCUGUUUUCACGUCUAUAUUCAGUACAUAUUUGCGUUAAACAUUCGCACUCCGAGCUGAAGACAAAAAGUUGGCGCCCUGCAAACGUAAGAAUUGUUUUUGUAGUUUUCUGACGUGCAGCUACUCCGACUUCUGGCCGCAAGCGCACGACCGAAGAAACCCCGCGGUUCCGCUCCGGUCCUGUAGAGGUCAGCGGCGGCGCUCCCGCGAGAUGUCCGUCGCGCACGCUCACGCGCACCGAAGAAGACGUCCAGUCAACAGACGGCGUGUAUGUGAUCGAGCGUUAUUAACUGUCGCUCGGAGAUGGUGCUGUCCUCUUCUCAGCAGCUCGUGAUGGCGUUCACGGCCGUGCUGCUCGUGUUUGUGUUGUUCCCGCGGAUGUUCGGCGGCGGAAGCAGAGACGGGGAGACCUUCGACCCGCGGAUCAGCAGGAGAGGUCCUGGUCCCGGUCCCGGUCUCGGUCCUGGGAGUGUGAAAAGUCAGCAGCAGUACCACAGGAACGCAGCGCCUCAGAUGUCUCAGAGCGUGGAGAACAUGCAGCAGAUGAAGAAACUCAUGGAGCAGGAGCUGAAGAGCGACAAAUACAAAUCCAACAACAAUAAGGGCUACGUCUUCACCCUCAUGCCCAUCUACGCCAUCGGUGUCGGCCUCUUCGCUGCGUAUAAAUUUCUGAAGAUAAAAUCUGCAAGUGAUUCUGAAACCCAAAAAGCCAAAACGGCUCGAGGAGUGAAGAAAUCAGCGGAGACAGAGAACCAGCUGAACGAGCUGGAGCAGAGACUGGCUCAGACCGAGAAGAUGCUCAACUCCAUCCUGACCCAGCUGGACCCACUGACCAACUGUGUGAAGUCUGUUGCCAUGGAGCAGAAGAGCGAGAUCAUGUCGCAGCUGCAGUGCAUUCGGCAGCUAAUGAAGAAGAGAGGCAUGGAGUGUCCAAACAUCAGGAUAGAAGAGCCGUCGUGUGAGAGCAACCUGGACAAACUCAUCGAGACUUUAUCCGCAGCUGAGACGCUUCCAGAAACUCAAACACAGCCACAGGAUCUCCGAGAGCUCAGGCCUGAGUCUGAGGGAGAGGAGGACGAGGAGGAGAACAGACCUUCGCAGGGAGAGGAAGACGUGGGGAGUGAGAGUGACUCCAGCAUGCCGUCCCUGGAGGAGCCGGCCGAAGUCAGUGUAGAGGACGUUACAGUCGAUCAGACGGCUGGAUUACGACGACGCAACAGGCCUGAGUAACCCCGGCGAGAAUCGGACACAUAUCUAUUUAUAUAUUUAUUUAUUUAUUCAUUUUAUUCCUUGUAACGAAGCGGUCAGCGCUACUUACUGGUUUCAACUCCUGCAUAUUUUACUGCGUUUGAAGUUAAUCGAAAUCAAACUCCGUUCAUCGUUUAUUUGAUCAAAAAUAGAGUAAAAAUGGUCAAUGUUAUUGUAAAUUAAAAUAGCUGUUUUAGCGUCGUUACUCAAGUCCUUCGUAUUUUUGUGUUUUAUUUGUUCUUUGAUGAAUUGAAAGUUCUAAAACAACAUUUAUUUCAAGUAGAAAUCUUUUGCCGUCACAUUAGAAUAGUUCAAUUCAUCCUUGAUUUUUUUUUUUUCUUGUUUUUUUAUUUUAUUUAACCUUGUUUUAAGCAUUGAAAAAUUAAGCAGUGGAAAUUCAGCUUUGCAUCAAAGGAUAUAUAUGAAUAUAUUCGUGUAGAAAACUUAUUUUAUAUUGUAAUAAUAUUUUACUUUUACUUGAUUUUACUGGAUUUUUAUAUCGGAUAAUUAAUCGGUGAGGUUAUUCCAAAGCAGAAAAUGUUUGUCGUCUUAAUUUUUUAUUUAUUUAUUUUUUUAUGUAUCGCAGUGUAAUAACUUGCCCUGCCUCUAAAAUCAUCAUCAAAGCCAUGUGGGCGGGGGAAAUAAAAUCAAGAAAUAGUCAUUUAACUAUUUGGUCAGUCUUUCUGUUAGUAAUAACAAAUAAUGGUGUACAGAAACAUGGAAGUGAACCUAGAUGUGAAUAUCACUUCAUGUUGACUUGUAAGUGUUCUCUGUGUCUCCUGUGGUUGGAGUCAUACUCACGGGUACGUCUGAUUCGGCGAGGCUCGAGGAACACGUUUGCCGUGUUUAACACCGUUGCAUGAUUCUGGUAUGACAAUCAUAUACUACGAAGCUUUUCAGAAGUCAAGGGGAGGUCAAAGCUUUGAGCUUUAGUUUAAAAUAUUUUUUCUUUUUGGCUUGAAUCAAAUACCAAACACUAAAUGUGAUUGUGAGUGAGAUGAUGUUCACGUUGUUGCUUUCUGUGCCACUUUUUUUUUUUUUUUUUUUAAUUUUUAUAAAUAUGUCUGACGUGUUUCAAGUUACCUCCUUUUUGUUUCAUCACUUUGCCAAGCAUAUUUUGACAAUAUAAAGAAAAAAUAUUAAUGUUCCAAAGUAGAGUUGAUUCCUAAAUCAAAAUGUACAGUACAUUUUUUGGUGACCAUUUCAAACCCAACAAUUGCUGCCGUGUUUUAAAAACAUGCAACUGGUCCUGUUAAAACCAUGUUUUGUUGCAUGUCUUUUAGCGAUCAUUGGAUGUGAUUGGCAUGUGAUCAGUCUCUGUGCAUCCUGUGCUCAUUGUUUUUUUGCCUUGUAUUUGGUGUGGAUUAAAUGACCAUAUAUUUAUUAUGAAUGACUUUUGAAAGCUUUAAAUAAACUAAAAAUAAAAUGCA